This is a messenger RNA of Cuscuta campestris, 2211 nucleotides long. NCBI's taxonomy places the organism in Eukaryota, Viridiplantae, Streptophyta, Magnoliopsida, Solanales, Convolvulaceae. The record is from the annotation of a GenBank genome assembly.
GUGCAUCGCACGGGUACGAGUCUAGUAUUGACCAAGAGAAUUGAUGUGGAUCAGGGCAUCUAAAACUAUUGGGUCCAGCCCAAAUCCAAAAGAGGAGCAAAGUCGCAAAUACUGAAGAAGAAAAAAAAGAAUGCGGUGUCCGUACUGCGCGGCGACCCAGGGACGGUGCGCCACCACAUCGAGCGGCCGAUCAAUCACAGAGUGCAGCUCCUGCGGCCGUGUUGUGGAGGAGCGCCAGACGCAGCCCCACCACCUCUUCCACAUUCGCGCACAGGACUCCCCACUAUGCCUCGUCACCUCCGACCUCCCCACCCUUCCCAUCUCCGCCACCGCUUCCGGCGCCUCCAACAACGACGACGAAGACCCGUUUGAGCCCACCGGUUUCAUCACCGCCUUCUCCACAUGGUCACUCGAGCCAUACCCGGUGUUCGCCCAAUCCUCCAUUUCUUUCGCCGGACAUCUAGCCGAGCUAGAACGCGUGCUCGAAACUACAUCGUCUCCUUCAAAUCCUUCGAGCCCCUCUGCGGUGGUGGAUAACAUUAGGGCAUAUUUGCAGAUUAUCGAUGUGGCUUCAAUCCUGGGACUGGAGUAUGAUAUUUCUGACCACGCAUUUCAGCUCUUCAGAGACUGUUCUUCAUCCACUUGCUUGAGGAAUCGAAGCGUUGAGGCGCUUGCCACUGCUGCUCUUGUUCAAGCUAUUAGGGAAGCUCAAGAACCCAGAACGCUUCAGGAAAUAUCACUUGCUGCCAAUUUACCUCAAAAAGAAAUCGGAAAGUAUAUCAAGAUCCUUGGAGAAGCUCUACAGUUAAGUCAACCUAUUAAUAGCAAUUCAAUAUCAGUCCAUAUGCCGCGGUUUUGUACACUGCUUCAACUGAACAAAUCUGCUCAGGAGCUAGCGACUCACAUCGGCGAGGUGGUAAUGAAUAAAUGCUUCUGCACUCGCAGAAACCCCAUCAGCAUCUCCGCCGCUGCAAUAUACUUAGCCUGCCAGCUCGAAGAUAAGCGAAAGACCCAAGCUGAAAUCUGCAAGGUAACCGGACUCACUGAGGUCACGCUUCGAAAAGUGUACAAGGAGCUUCUGGAAAACUGGGAUGAUCUGCUCCCCUCGAACUACAGUCCAGCUGUCCCUCCAGAGAAGGCUUUCCCCACAGCUACUGUUGCAUCAGGGCGUUCUUCAAGCACUAGGGCUGACAUCAUCAUUGAAGCGAUUUCUUCUGAGCGCGACAAACAAGCUGAAGCUAAGGUGAGUAAUAUAUCACACAUGGCUUUUGGUCAUCAGGCUGAUGGUGAUAGAAAAGAUCCAAUUGGUAGUUGUAGUUGCAGUAGUCAUGCAAUGGAAAUUGAUCCUCACCCCAAAAUUCUUGAGAUGCAAGUAGAGAUCAAUACUGCAAGGGGCGUUUCUGGGAUUUCAAGAGUUCCCAUGCCAUUCUUCUCUCAUUUUGAUUCUCAGUUACUGCAACCACCAGUGAACAAUAUUAAGCAAGAUGAGAACAAGAACUGAUGUGGCAAUAUGCUUGUUGUAAGUUGGAAUGUACAGUUUAUUGCUUGUUUCUUGUGGCAGUGUAAGGAAAGUUGUACUUUUGUUCUUCUUUUGUGUUUCAACAUCCUCACUUUUGCACUAUUCAGAUACCUUUGACCAUUUUCUAGUAGUAUUGCAUUAAAUCUUUCAUGGCCACUAAACCUAUCACCAUCUUCCUUUCUUUCUUCUUUUCUUAUUUGCGGUGAUAUCCACAUGGAUGGAUAUGAUGAUUUCAAAAUUCUUUUUCAUUCAAUCUUUUGGUCAUCGGGUCUUCUUCUUCAUCAGAUCUGAAGGAGUAAGUCUUGUUUUCGUUAGAUCUGAAAAUUGCAUAGAUUCUGUCCACCGAGAUAGAUGGUUGCCGGCCACUGCUGUUCAAUUCGUAUAGGAAGAAGACUAACUCGAGGUACUGACCAUUGAUUUCUGGUGCUGCCGGUGAUGAGCUGAAGAAGGACAAACUGGAAUUUAGGUAGGGUGGCCGGUCGAGAGAGGUGUUUGGUGGCAGGGAGGCUGGUUGAGUGGGGGAUGAGAGAGGGGUAAUUUGGGAAAGUCAAAUACAUUUUCACUUUACCUAAAUCUGCGUGCCCGGUCAAAGCGGGAAGAUUAAUUGUGGACGGAGGGAGUAUGUUUGUUAAAAAUUGUAAAUGUACAAAAUGAGUAUUGUGUUAUUUACAUUAUAAAUUUACAUUGUGUAU